UUAUCUUAUGUAGAAACAAAACACAAUUAAAAACCCCACCACUGUUGUCUGACAGAGACUCAAAUCCUGCCGCGGCUUUAUCUUCAGAUCAAGUAAACAAAGCAGUUCCAUACGCGUAGAUUGCUUUAAACUAAUCUCUUUUACACCAAAUCUCAAUCUGGGUCUCUCUCCCUUUUAGCCGCCUCCUCCUCCACUUCAAUCCUCCAUUCAUUUUUCCCCUUCUCAAUAGUAUAAUUUUAUCUGCUUCUGACAGAGCUUGUUGGGAGUGUUUUUUUUUUAUUGAUUCCCAUUUGUAUUUUAAAUUCUUGUUUUGUUAGUGACUGUCUCUAAAACAUGUGGGGUUUUAUUCUUUGCCUCCUAAACAAAGGCAAAUGCUUAUCUUUUUGGAUCUAAAGUUGUGAUUUUUGGGGUAUAAUAUGGAGCAUGUUUAUUUAUAGUUUAUCUCUUUUCUAUCAAAGUGGUAUCCUGCUUUCCAUUUCUUUAACUUGACUAGUUAGCUGUUUACUCUGCUUCAAAAGAGCGAUAGCUUAACUUUUGGUCUUGUUCAGUUUGUUGAUGUUAUUUCAUCUACUUUUAGUAUAGAGUAAGAAAUGGGAUCUAGUAAUGUGUUUUACUCUGGAGAGUUCAAUUUGGAUGCCAAGUGGCUCGUUGAUCCUAAGCUUCUAUUUGUUGGGCCAAAGAUUGGAGAAGGUGCUCAUGCUAAAGUAUAUGAAGGGAAGUACAAGAAUCAAAAUGUUGCCAUUAAAAUUGUACAUGGAGGAGAAACCCCAGAAGAGAUUGCCAAGAGACAAGCUCGGUUUGCAAGAGAGGUUGCAAUGUUAUCUAGAGUUCAACACAAAAAUCUAGUGAAGUUUAUUGGUGCUUGCAAGGAGCCUGUCAUGGUGAUAGUAACUGAGCUUCUUUUAGGUGGGACAUUGCGCAAAUACUUGCUGAACAUGCGACCAAGGUGCUUGGAAAUGCGUGUUGCUUUUGGGUUUGCUCUUGAUAUUGCUCGUGCUAUGGAAUGCUUACACUCCCAUGGGAUCAUUCAUCGUGACCUAAAACCUGAGAACUUGAUCUUGACUGCAGACCAUAAAACAGUUAAACUUGCAGAUUUUGGUUUAGCCAGAGAAGAGUCAUUGACAGAGAUGAUGACUGCUGAAACAGGGACAUACCGGUGGAUGGCACCAGAGCUUUACAGCACAGUCACAUUAAGACAUGGUGAGAAGAAACACUAUAAUCACAAGGUGGAUGCUUAUAGCUUUGCGAUAGUGUUGUGGGAGCUCAUCCAUAAUAAAUUGCCUUUUGAAGGCAUGUCAAAUCUACAGGCAGCUUAUGCAGCUGCUUUUAAGAAUGUGAGACCCAGUGCUGAAAACCUCCCAGAGGAUUUGGCUUUGAUUGUGACCUCAUGUUGGAAAGAAGAUCCAAAUGCUCGGCCCAACUUCAGCCAAAUUAUACAGAUGCUCCUGCAUUAUCUUUCUACCAUUUCAGCACCAGAGCCCGCCAUCCCUGCUAGGAUAUUCACAUCUGAGAAUGCAGUUUUUCCCCCGGAGUCUCCUGGUACAAGUUCCUUAAUGGCUGUAAGAGAUGACUCAGGGGAAACCCCAAGAACCCAGAUAGAAGACAAGCCGAGAGGUUUCUUUUUCUGCUUUAACCAAUGUUACUGAUCCCUCCUGAUACACAAAGUCGUUUCUGGAGGUAUUUAGGUACAUUCAAAUAAGCAAGUCUCAGAUAUUAGAAUAUACUUACAUGUUUGAAAAAAAAAAAUGUCAAUCUAGUUAGUUCAGUUGCAGUAGGAAGCUACUCUCAUCUGAUUAUUAACUUUUCCACACUUCUCCCCAUGAAUAUUAGUCUGGUCCGACUUGUGUAUUUAGGGUUUCGGAGUUGGGGUUGCUGUGAUGAUUUAUCAUUAUUGUAAAAUAAGGUCCGUCCAAAGGCCUUUACUCCUGUUGUUCAUCAAGAAUAUACAUGACUAUGUUAGAGUUGA
This is a messenger RNA of Populus trichocarpa (black cottonwood), 1966 nucleotides long. RefSeq names its product serine/threonine-protein kinase STY13. Gene Ontology annotation, molecular function: protein kinase activity; ATP binding. The record is from RefSeq and is a predicted model, not a curated record. The transcript has 6 exons. Lineage: Eukaryota; Viridiplantae; Streptophyta; Magnoliopsida; Malpighiales; Salicaceae. Bases 591 to 1646 code for a protein of 351 amino acids. Gene Ontology annotation, biological process: protein phosphorylation.